GUAUCGAGCAGUGCGCAACUCACUCCAACAAGCAAGCAACCAACCACUAGUCGAGCCAGCUCGCCGCGUCUCCUGGGGCCGCUUGCGCUUGCGUGCGUCUCAUCUGCGGCUUCAUGAGGAGCUGAAGGCGCCCGACCAAGCGCGGAUUUUUUGGAGGGUGGAUUUGCGCACAAAACUCAGCCAUGGACGAUGUUAAAAGGCCAGGCGUUCUUCUUCAAGUCGCGCUUCUAUUAAUUUGCAGUCACUGCCACGCAUUCCUGGAUAAUCUUCCAGAGGAUGACGCAUCAGAUGAGCUGCUUGUUCAUCGCACCGACCCACAAGAAGACAGUCAAUUUUUCUCCUGUGACUUCGAAUCGCCAUGUCUCUGGACCUUAUCAAAUCAAAGCCAGCGAAGCGACUGGUCUGUGGUAUCUGCACGGCAAACGGAGCAAGCAGGUCGGAUGCCUGGAGCGGACCACUCGAAGGGAAGCUCUGAUGGUCACUUUCUUCUCCUGAGCCCCUCCCCUGUUGCCGAGGCUUCUCAGAUAUGCGAAUACCAUUUGAACAGCCCAAUCUUGCUCAGCAGCGGGCACCAGUGUGUUUUGCAUCUGGCCUUAUAUGAGUUAUCGCCAUCGGCGGGGAACUUCACAGUCCUGAUCAAGCCACUUUACUACGGUUCAGACACUUUGGAGUUAAAGCCGGAGAGAAGAGAGGAUCCCAGUUCAGAAUGGGAAGUCGUCACAAAUGAAAUAGGCCAAGUGGACGAACCCUUCCACGUGACUCUGCGCUACACCGGAUGUGUUCAGGAAGGUUCCAUUGUGGCUCUCGACUCACUGCGCUUCAAAAACUGCGAAUUGGGCGAAGAGGACGAGGUCAUCCUACCGGACGUGGACUGUGGUGAUAACUUCUACUGCGAACACUCUGAAUACUGCAUCCCCCAAAAACAUGUGUGCGAUUUCCACACGGACUGCCCUUUAGGAGAGGACGAGGGCUUCAUCUGCGGUUCAAUGCCAUUUGGCUCACACUGCACAUUUGAGCAGGACGCUUGCGGUUGGUCCGUGUCUAACCGGAGGUCGACUUGGAGGAGGGUGGCCGGUGACGAGCUGCUGCUAAGAGAAGACAUGCGUGGAAUUGCCCUCGGGAGUACGCCGGGGCACUUCUUGUUUCUGGAGAUCAGAGAGAAACAUACUGUGAAAGAGGCAUCUGUCAAGAGUCCCUUUUUCCCUCCUCCUGUCGCCAACAGAACUUGCCAGAUGCAUUUUUCUUUUUACCUCUUUGGCUCCUUCAAUGGCUCUUUGUCAGUGGCUAUAGAAGAAAAUGGGACUUCCUCAGCACUACUGGUCUGGGAAGAACACGAUCAGUGGCAAGAUGACUGGGAGGACGUUGCCCUGGAGCUGACAGACCUUCAUCAUGGUUUCCGUAUUAAGAUGACAGCUGUUUGGCUCCAAGGCUCCCACGCUGACGUCGCCUUGGAUGACAUUGCCGUCAGUGCAAACUGCUUUUAUACAGAUCUCAAUUCUAUCACGCCCAUGGCCGACCUGAGGGAUUUCUUGAUCCCCCACUCAGAGCCUUCAUUUUCAGAAGUGUCUCUGAUGACGUGGUUUUUCAAUUCGUGCGGCGCCAGUGGUCCUCACGGGCCGACCCAGGCCCAGUGUGACAGCACCUACAGGAACAAAAAUGUCAACGUAACCGUGGGGAAAGAGGGAUUCUUGAAAGGGGUGCAAAUGUGGAGGGUCCCAGCCACCAAUAGAUACGAGAUCUCGGCUUACGGUGCCGCAGGAGGAAAAGGAGCCAAAAACCACAACAACCACAACCACGGGAUCUUUAUAUCGGCUGUGUUUCCUCUCGAGAAAGGGGAAUUGCUUUACAUCUUAGUGGGCCAUCAAGGGGAAGACGCGUGCCCAGGGAGAAAUUCCCAAACCGAGAAGAUCUGCCUGGGGGAGUCAUCUGUGAUUGACACCAGGGGGGAGGAGGGGACUGAGUGGUCUGGAGGAGGAGGGGGAGGAGGUGGCGCUACCUUCAUCUUUAAGAUGGAGGGCGACGAGCUCGUUCCCCUACUGAUCGCGGCCGGUGGAGGAGGGAACGCCUACAUGGAAGACCCAGAGUCCAGCCCGGAUCAGAUACCGUUGGAGCAGUUUGAGAACAGCAUAACAGCACCAAGCACCAAUGGCCGAACAGGUCAAGCAGGUGGUGGUGGAGGCUGGAAAGACUCCCCUACUUCAGACCUGGUGGCUGGCAGAUCCCUGACGGAGGGUGCGCACGGGGGUGCAGCAUGCCUGUUAUCCCAGUCCAAACUGGGCUGGUCCACCUACGGGGGGUUCGGAGGAGGGGGCGGAGCCUGCACAGCUGGAGGAGGGGGAGGCGGCUACAGAGGUGGCGACGCCGCCAAGACAGAUGAUAUAAAAGCAGACGGUCAUGACGGAAUCUCCUUCAUUCAUCCAAAUGGCGAGAUUUACCUCCAACCUUUAGCGGCCAUGGAGAGUCACGGCAACUGCGAGAUCAAAGUACAUGUGAACUGCAGCCACUGUCAGUCGCGAAGCUGCAAGCGUGACGACGCCACACACUUCAUCCUGUGCCUGUGCAAUGGCGACAAAGAAGUUUUGGCCAGCGACAACGUCACGUGCGUUAUUACAGGAGCUCCCCUAGUCCCGCCUCCCCAGGCCCAGACGUCCACCACGUUGAUCCUGGCCGUGGUCACCUCCACCGUCGUCAGCGGCGUGGCCUUGAUCUGCGCCGGCGUCAUUCUCAUGUGGCAUCGCUGGAAAAACGAUCUGCAAGCAGUGAGGAGCCGCCUGCAAAGUCCUGAGUACAAGUUGAGUAAAAUCCGAUCAUCCACUAUCAUGACGGACUACAACCCCAACUACUGCUUUGCCGGAAAGACCACGGCACUCAGUGAGCUGAAAGAAGUACCGCGCAAAAAUAUUACACUGCUCAGAGCUCUCGGCCAUGGCGCCUUUGGCGAAGUGUACGAGGGUCAGGUCCUCGGGAUGAACGCCGAUAACGGCCCCAUGCAGGUGGCCAUAAAGACACUUCCAGAAAUCUGCUCAGAACAGGAUGAAAUGGAUUUCCUCAUGGAGGCGCUGAUCAUGAGCAAAUUCAACCACGAGAACAUCGUACGCUGCAUCGGCGUCAGUCUCAACAUCCUGCCACGCUUCAUCCUGCUGGAACUCAUGACCGGAGGAGACAUGAAGAGCUUCCUGAGGCAGAACAGGCCUCAACGCGGUCGAGCUGCUUCUUUGAGCAUGCACGAGCUGCUGCAGAUGGCCAGAGACAUUGCCAGGGGUUGUCGCUACUUGGAAGAGAAUCACUUCAUUCACAGAGAUAUUGCUGCUAGAAAUUGCCUAUUGACAUGCCCUGGAGUGGAACGGGUGGCCAAGAUCGGCGAUUUUGGCAUGGCUAGAGAUAUUUACAGAGCCAGCUACUACAGGAAAGGGGGUCGUGCCAUGCUGCCGGUCAAGUGGAUGCCGCCUGAGGCUUUCAUGGAGGGUAUCUUCACCUGCAAGACUGAUACUUGGUCAUUUGGAGUACUGCUAUGGGAGAUCCUCUCUUUGGGUUACAUGCCCUAUCCAUGUAAGACCAACCAGGAGGUGCUUGAGUUUGUCACCAGUGGUGGCAGGAUGGAUCCCCCGGAGGGCUGUCCAGGUCCAGUAUAUCGGAUCAUGACACAGUGUUGGCAGCAUUGUCCUGAACAUCGACCCAACUUCUCGACUAUACUGGAGAGAAUCAACUACUGCACUCAGGAUCCGGAUGUGAUCAACACACCUCUCCCAGUAGAAUAUCGUCCUACAGCGGAAGAUGAUAGCGCCACUGUGGUUCGCCCAUCUGACCACACACCCACCAGCUUCUCUCCCUUGAACUCCCCAUCAACUCUCACACCCUCAGCGCUUCUCCCGCAGCCCGCCAAGCCACGCCACAUCCUUCCAAAAGGCCCGCCCGUCCAGCACGAGGCGCCGUCAUGUCGAGAUGCGCUUCCGGAGCCCUCCAGAGCCGAGGCGGCCCAGCCGCCUGCAGUGUGCACAAUGGGCUUCUGGCCAAACCCCGAAGCUCCCUUACACCGACCUUGCUCCAGAAACAGCUCUUGUUCAGGAAGCCAACGGCUGAAGAACAAAACCAAGAAUCUGUGGAACCCGACGUACGGCUCGUGGGUUUUGGAAAGCCUCAAGGGCAAAAAAGCGCUAGCCCACACGCAGUCGGUGCCCCUCUCGAGUUCUCCGUCAUCUCAGUCCCCGUCAGAGUGCAACCGGUGUGAAGGCUCGAACGGUUCUAACCUCAAGCCUCCCAACAUCUGCACUUCCGCCUCGUCUCCCUGCCAGGCUCAAGUCCCGCUGAGUAAAAGCCAAAGUAGCGGCGCCCCCUCAAAGGGGGGCAUCGAUUUGGCCAAGCUACAAAGCUUUCCGUGCGGAAACGUCAAUUACGCCUAUGACGAGCAAAGCUACGAGGCGGAAAGCUUGCCCUUAGUGGUCCAGACCAAAGCCCCGGAAGCCAUCAAAAACACCAACUCGGCCCCCAGCGUGUCCUCAGGGACCAGCCUGGGGCUGGCGCUGGGCCUCUACUCGUCCUCUUCCUGCAUGCCCAAGCUGCUGCUCAAGCGGCACGCCAGUUACGGGCACGAGGAUGUGAGAAGACACGCCAAAGCUGAGAAGCCCACACGAGACAGAGACUCUGGCUUCUCUCUGUCCGAGGACCUGAGCGUCACACCGAUCUGAGAGGCAACGUAGCAGGUCAGAGGUUAAAAAAAAAAAACUGAGAUCACAAUAAAUUACCAAAUAAAAGUUAGCUUUCAAACUUUUUACACUACGUACCAAUUUAAAAUGUUGUGUAGAACCUCUGGAGAAAAGGAUGGAAUCACCAGUGUCGGAGGAUGUGAAUGCAGUUGUUUAGUUUUUUGUUUUUUUAGGACAAAAGGAGAUCAGACAUGACACAAAACUACAGUAAUUUUGAAUGAACUUUCUGGCUUUAAGAAACACUCAAGAAAUCAGUUAAAAAAAAAAAAAAAAGAUGCGGUAGUUGGUAACAGUUACCUUUUUAGCCCAAGCCGAAGGGAAAAAAAUCAUAUGAAUUAUUCUGUUGCCGUCCCAGGCCAUUUGGGGGCCCUAAGCAAAAUAAUGCAAAGGGGCUCGUAUUUUUGGCCCACCAUUUCGUCACAGUAUAAUGUGAAACCCAUACAUGCAAUCCAACCCAUACGUCCAUAUAUUGUAUAUUAAUCAGAUUUUGUUGCACUGUAUACUUAAAACUUCUCACCCCAAAUGAUUGUCAGUACUUACAGUAGAUAGCGCCAAACCUUUUUCUAAAAAAGGAAAGAAAGAAGUUAAGGAAGAACUUUUAUUUUUUUAAGCUUGUAAUCAAGUAUCAAAACUCACAAAAGUCAAAUAAAGCAAACUGUAGUAAAAAAAAAAAAAAAAAAACAAUUGCCAGAUUGGGGGCCCCCCAAGUGGUCAGGGGCCCUAAGCAGCUGCAUGGUCUGCGUAUAGGCUGGGCCGGCCCUGGCCGUCAGUGGCAGCCAAUGAGUUGCCAACUUUUCUAGAUACAAUAUAAUGAUCCCUCGUUUUUCGCGGUUAUUGGGGAUCACCACCCCAACCUACCACCAAAUAAUCCAAAUCCGCAAAGUAGAGGCGAAGCUUAUUUACAAUGAAGAUAAAAAGUAUUUGAACACCCUGCUAAUUUGCAUAUUCUCCCACUUAGAAAUCAUGGGGGAGUCUGAAAUUUUCAUCGUAGGUGCACGCCCACUGUGAGAUAAUCUAAAAAGAAAAAUCCAGAAAUCACAAUGCAUGAUUUUUUUAUAAAUUUAUUAGGGCUGUCAAAGGAUUAAAAUUUUUAAUCGAGUUAAUUACAGCUUAAAAAUUACUUAAUCGUAAUUAAUUGCAAUUAAUCGCAAUUCAAACCAUCUAUAAAAUAUGCCAUAUUUUUCUUUAAAUUAUUGUUGGAAUGGAAAGAUAAGACACAAGAUGGAUAUAUACAUUCAACAUACGGUACAUAAGUACUGUAUUUCUUUAUAAAACAAUAAAUCAACAAAAUGGCAUUACCAUUAACAACAUUCUGUUAAAGCGAUCCAUGGAUAGAAAGACUUGUAGUUCUUAAAAGAUAAAUGUUAGUACAAGUUACAGAAAUUUUGUAUUAAAACCCCUCUUAAUGUUUUCGUUUUAAUAAAAUUUGCAAACAUUUCAAUCAAAAAAUAAACUAGUAGCUUGCCAUUGUUGAUGUCAAUAAUUACUUACACAAUGCUCAUGGGUGCUGAAGCCUAUAAAAUCAGUGGCACCCAAGCGCCAGCAGAGGGCGGCAAAACUCCAUAAAACACAAUUAACAUGUGGGCAUUUCACUGGACUGUCAUUAAAAUCUGAGCGGGGCAUGUGCGUUAAUUGCGUCAAAUAUUUUAACGUGAUUAAUUUUAAAAAUUAAUAACCGCCCGUUAACGUGAUAAUUUUGACAGCCCUAAUUAAAACCACUCUUAAUGUUUUCGUUUUAAUAAAAUUUGUAAAAUUUUAAAUCAAAAAGUAAACUAGUAGCUCGCCAUUGUUGAUGUCAAUAAUUACACAAUGCUCAUGGUGCUUAAACCCAUCAAAUCAGUCGCACCCAAGCGCCAGCAGAGGGCGACAAAACACCAAAAAACACAACUAACAAUUGGACAUGACACUGUGCUCUCAUUUUAACCUGUUUGAGCGGGUUAUGUGCGUUAAUUGCGUCAAAUAUUUUAACGUGAUUAAUUUAAAAAAUUAAUUACCGCCCGUUAAUGCGAUAAUUUUGACAACCCUAUAUAAAACAUUUUUUGCCCUUUUAUUCCCCCAAAAGUAUAAUUCUAUAUUAAAUGCUUCGUUGAGUGAGUCCUCUCAAAUCCACUCACGCUGCUCAGAACAGCACUUAACACACUACCGCAAAAACAAUUCUGCGUCUUUUAAAGUAAACCUACUCUAAGAAGUACAUUUUUCUAAAAAAGAAAAAUACUCAAGUAAAUGUAUGUCAUUUCUACCCACCACUGCAACUAAGUAGUAAAUAAUUAGAGCUUACAGUAAGUAAUUUUUGUGGUGAUUACAAUGCUGGACAAAGGCCUUCAUAUAGACACUCCUCUGCACUGUGAUUCAGAGACCUGGACUCUUUCCUGCUGGAACCUUCUUCUUAUCCCAUUCAAACCUGCCCUGUUUGGCCGCUUGGUUAUACAGUAUAUUGGAUCUGUAUGGCUUUUUUUAUGGCAGAGCAGUUUGACUUUACGGCAUGGGAGAGCGAGAGAAAAGAGAACAGCGCAAAAAGGAACAACAACACUAUGUGACAAUGCCGCAUCUUCACCGAAAAGCUGAACAUUUUCUACAUACAGUAUUUUGGGUUUUUAUUCAUCUCCUGGAAGCACUUGGACCUCUGACCUAUCAUUGUGAUGUUGGCGUGCCAAUGUCCAGUAGAAGAAUCUGCGAGCAUUUCCCAUUGCUGGAAUUUUUAAUUACACGGAAUUCAAGAAUGGCUUUUUGGGACUUGUAUUUUUCUAUACAGAGACUGGAUAUGAAAGAAGAAGAAAGCAUGGACAUUUAGCCACAUUUUUGUCAUGGCAACAGCUUAACUUUGAUGAUGUAGCAAUUUGUAACGCAUGUGUUGAUCUUUUCUUGAUUUCACCUGCAAAGUAUGGUUUGCGGGCUUAUAGUCCAACUAUCGGGUAACAAUGGUACUUUGAUUCGGGACUUUUUACUCAUUCCUUGACAGCUCGUAACUCAAUUUAAUCACGGUUUAAAUUUGUUGCUGCCAUCUAGUGGUACUCGAAAUAUUUCUUCAUUUUGCAUCUGCAUUUAAGUACAGGUAGUACCAGGUUUACGAACGAGUUCCGUUCCUACUAGGGUUGUUCCGAUCAUGUUUUUUUGCUCCCGAUCCGAUCGUUUUAGUUUGAGUAUCUGCCGAUCCCGAUAUUUCCCGAUUCGAUUCCUUUUUUUUGCUCCCGAUUCAAUUCCAAUCAUUCCGAUAAUUUUUCCCAAUCAUAUACAUUUUGGCAAUGCAUUAAAAAAAAAAGAAUAAAACUCGGAUGAAUAUAUACAUUCAACAUACAGUACAUAAGUACUGUAUUUGUUUAUUAUGACAAUAAAUCCUUAAGAUGGCAUUUACAUUAUUAACAUUCUUUCUGUGAGAUAGAUCCACGGAUAGAAAGACUUGUGACUUUGUAUAUUGUGACUAAAUAUUGCCAUCUAGUGUAUUUGUUGAACUUUCAGUAAAUGAUACUGUAGCCAUGCCCAAAUGCAUGAUGGGAAGUGGAACCAUGACUGUGCAUAGUGCUACCAAUUGAUAUAUCUUCUCUGCGUUGGGAAAUAACAUAAGGUGUUAGGAAAAAGAUCAAUUGCUACCUUGCUUCCCCACAUUGCUUCCCAUGAUAUUUCUAAUCGUAGGGAGAGGGAUUGUAAGGCUUUAGCCAUUUACAAAAAGGCUCCAAAGGCUGCCAAAAUUCACUCUACUCAUUUUACGCUGCCUUUUAUCUCUCUAUAUAGGUAAAACGGCACCAUUACAGAUUGAGCGCGAUAAUGCGUGAGUGGGUCGUGCAGCGCAUGCAUUAAUUGCGUUAAAUAUUUUAACGUGAUACAUCUUUUAAAAAAUUAAUUACCGCCGUUAUCGGGAUAAAUUUGAUAAACCUACCUUAAGCCUAAACUAAAGACUCUGGAUGAGUGUAACAUAUUAUGUCUGUAACAUUAAAUACAAUUAGAAAACGAUUUAAUUAGAAAAUAUAUAUAUAUUAAAAAAAGGCAUGGCCGAUAUUUUUUUUGCCGAUUCCGAUACUUUGAAAAUGACGUGAUCGGACCCGAUCGAUCGGGAUGCCGAUUGAUCGGAACAUCUCUAGUUCGUACGUUGGCGACGUAGACCGAAUUUCCGCACAAGUCAGAAUUAACCCCCUAAAUACCCCCUAAGUGUCAAAAUAACUAUCUUCUUAUUACAUUUAACUCCUAGAACAGACAUGUCAUCUUGAAAGGCAAUUUAAAAUAAAAUUAGAAUAGAGAACAACAGAGUGGAUAAGUGGACGGCAUAGACUCCACCAUCAGUGACAAGACAGCUCCCACAGACAUUGUGCCAUGCCUUCCCGUAGGCGGCCGACCCAGGCAAAACGUUGAGUUGGCUUUCACUGUGAUAAACUCAAACACAAUCUGCGCUGUAACUCCGGAUUUAGGUAGAAAUCGGACAAAUGUUUUACUUACCGUAAUUUCCGGACUGAAAGCCGCUACUUUUUUCGUUCAUUUUGAAUCCUGCGGCUUAUAUUCCAGUGUGGCUUAUUUGUUUGGGUUAAUUGGCAACACAUGCCUCCUAGCAUGCAUUGCAGCACUACAGAUGUAAGUAACAAUCAAAAUUCAUAUUCUGUGCUAAUUAUUUAUGCAUUUACUGUUCCAGUUUCAUUAAUUGCUUGUUAUGGUAUUUGGUAACACUUUAUUUGACAGCGGCGUCAUAAGACUGUCUUAACACUGUUAUAGUUAUGACAUAAAACUAUCAUGGGCAUUACUGAAUGCUUAUGACAGAUGUCAUUAAGUGUCAUCUAGCAAAUUAUGUUACCAACUCCAUUUAUGUCCAGCUUGGAUCUUUUAAAUCCAUUCAAAGUGAGAUAAUUUGCCGAAUAAAACCAAAUGAUAACUGUUAUAAGCAUUUGUUAAUGCUAUUGACAGUCUUAUGGCGCCACUGUCAGAUAAAGUGUUACCAAAUACCGUAACUAGCAAUUAAUUAAAGAACAGGAACAGUAAUUGAAAAAUAAUUAGUACAGAACAUUUAAGACGUAUUUUGAUUGUUAUUUACAUCUGUUGCGCUGCAAUGCAUGCUAGGAGGCAUGUUGGACAACAACAGUGUUGACAGCAGGUGGCAUAAAAGAUUGACUGUCUCCCCCAAGGGAGCAGUGAUGGUCAAAUGAAGCUUCUUGAAGCAAUGAAGCUUUGCAAACAAUUGGUUCAAAGCUUCAUGGUGGUUCAUUUGGUCUUCUGACCAUCGUAUGAUGCCGCUGUCUAAUGAAGUGUUACCGGUUAUUAUCUUUUGGUGUAAAUAUCCCAUAAUCCAGUGAGGACAGCUGCGGCUUAUAGUCCAGUGCGGCUUAUCUGUGAACAAAUGCCUUUUUCCUGUCACAUGUGGUGGGUGGCGGCUUAUAAUCUGGUGCGCUUUAUAGUGCGAAAAUUACGGCAUUUACAAGAAUUUUCAACUUAAAUAGCUUUGUUUCGUGACGGCCGUUAUGCUGGAUUAGACAAUAGCGUAACUUUUGCUUAAAAUAUUUACGUAAAAUGAACAAUAACUGCCCAUUUUUUGCUUAUAACCAAGAAUCUAGACUGUAUUACGUUCAUAUAUAUAGAAAUUCCGUGAUUUAAUCUCGUGAUCCGAUCUACUAGUGUGAAAAUAAUGUGAAAUGACAUAAUAAUGUGUUAAUAUUUUCACACAUAAGUCGCACCCCUGGCCAAACUAUGAAAAAAAACUGCCACUUAUAUACAUAUACACACAUACAUAUACAUAUAUAUAUAUAUAUAUAUAUAUAUAUAUAUAUAUAUACAAGAAAUACAGUAGUUGUGAAUAAUUAAGCAUUGCUUGAUUGCUUACAACUAUCAAGAUCUAAAGAUGAGAAUAUUCAACACAAGUAUUAUUCAUCACUUAUAAUUUUUUUUGUUUUUUAAUCUAAUGCAUUCACUUCACUUUUCACUUUUUGUGCUCAUUUAUAUGUAUUCAUUGUAGUUUAGAAGUUGUUUUAGCUUUAGCAUAUUGACGGAAAACAAACAGCUGUGAAAUAUUAGUUAUUUUUUAUACUCGCCUUUAUACACUGGACUGGACUAACAUUUUUAUUUUCCACGCAUCAUGUUUGAUAUCGCUUUGUAUUUGUAGUCGAUCACUGCCAUUGGGUAUUACAGCGAGUUUCUUGUAAUAUCCAUGUUUACUCAGCAGGGGGAGGUAUUCAGCUGUGACAUACCAAACGAGCUGCUCCAUUCGUGUGUUGUUUCUCACACGGAAAUUAAUAUUUGUUGUGUAUUCAUGGUUAUGCUUGUGGAGUGUUCUUCAGUGCUCAAUAAUCUGGAUCGUUAAUGUUUGUAUUUUUACAAUAUGGGUUAUAUAGUAGUUGUAUCUUUUUUACGCUGAUGUUUAGUUGCUCGAACUUUGUGUCAUUAACAGCGAUUGACGUCCGAGCCAUUUGAACUGGCCCCAGGUCAACAAGAAGUCUAGUAUACCUCAGAAGUGGAACGGUGUUUGGAUAUCUACCCCAAAAUUUUUUUUAUUUUUGAAAUCAGGCUAAAUGAUAGCAAAAAUGGGCAAUUGUCAAUGUACUUUUAUUUUGAAAUCGUACGUCAGAAUUUUAUUAGCGCACUUCAGUUCGAAUCCUGGGUUAGUCUAGUAUACCUCAGAAGUGGAACGGUCCUUAGAUAUUUACCAGAUUUUUUUUUUUUUAUCAAUUUUUUGAAAUUGGUCGAAAUGAUAGCCAAAAAUGGGAAAUUUUCAAAGUACUUUUAUUUUGAAAUGGUACAUCAGAAUUUUAUCUCAGUACUUCAGUUCGAAUCCUGGGUUAGUCUAGUAUACCUCAGAAGUGGAACGGUGUUUGGAUAUCUACCCCAAAAAUUUUUUUAUUUUUGAAAUCAGGCUAAAUGAUAGCAAAAAUUGGCAAUUUUCAAUGUACUUUUAUUUUGAAAUGGUACAGCAGAAUUUUAUCACAGUACUUUAGUUCGAGUCCUGGGUUAGUCUAGUAUACCUCAGAAGUGGAACGGUCCUUAGAUAUUUACCGGAUUUUUUUAAAAUCAAUAUUUGAAACGGUCGUAAUGAUAGCCAAAAAUUGGCAAUUUUCAAAGUACUUUUAUUUUGAAAUGGUAAAUCAGAAUUUUAUCAGAGUACUUUAGUUCGAAUCCUGGGUUAGUCUAGUGUACCUCAGAAGUAGAACGGUGUUUGGAUAUCUACCCCCAAUUUUUUUUUUUUUAUUAAUUUUUAAAAUCAGGCUAAAUGAUAGCCAAAAUGGGCAAUUUUCAAAGUACUUUUAUUUUGAAAUGGUACAUCAGAAUUUUAUCAGAGUACUUUAGUUCGAGUCCUGGAUUAGUCUAGUAUACCUCAGAAGUGGAACGGUCCUUAGAUAUUUACCGGAUUUUUUUAAAAUCAAUUUUUGAAAUCGGUCGAAAUGAUAGCCAAAAAUGAGCAAUUUUCAAAGUACUUCUAUUUUGAAAUGGUACAUCCGAAUUUUAUCUGAGUACUUUAGUUCGAGUCCUGGGUUAGUCUAGUAUACCUCAGAAGUGGAACGGUCCUUAGAUAUUUACCGGAUUUUUUUAAAAUCAAUUUUUGAAAUCGGUCGAAAUGAUAGCCAAAAAUGGGCAAUUGUCAAUGUACUUUUAUUUUGAAAUCAUACGUCAGAAUUUUAUUAGAGCACUUCAGUUCGAAUCCUGGGUUAGUCUAGUAUACCUCAGAAGUGGAACAGUGUUUGGAUAUCUACCCCAAACAUUUUUUUAUUUUUGAAAUCAGGCUAAAUGAUAGCCAAAAUGGGCAAUUUUCAAAGUACUUUUAUUUUGAAAUGGUACAUCAGAAUUUUAUCAGAGUACUUUAGUUCGAGUCCUGGGUUAGUCUAGUAUACCUCAGAAGUGGAACGGUCCUUAGAUAUUUACCGUAUUUUUUUAAAUCAAUUUUUGAAACGGUCAAAAUGAUAGCCAAAAAUUGGCAAUUUUCAAAGUACUUUUAUUUUGAAAUGGUACAUCAGAAUUUUAUCAGAGUACUUUAGUUCGAAUCCUGGGUUAGUCUAGUAUACCGCAGAAGUAGUACGGUGUUUGGAUAUCUACCCAAUUUUUUUUUUAAUUAAUUUCUGAAAUCAGACUAAAUGAUAGCCAAAAUGGGCAAUUUUCAAAGUACUUUUAUUUUGAAAUGGUACAUCAGAAUUUUAUCAGAGUACUUUAGUUCGAAUCCUGGGUUAGUCUAGUAUACCUCAGAAGUUGAACAGUCCUUGGAUAUCUCACAGAUUUUUUUAAUCAAUUUUUGAAAUCAGGCGAAAUGACAGCAAAGAUGUGCAAUUUUCAAAGUACUUUUUAUUUUGAAAUGGUACAUCAGAAUUUCAUAGGAGUACUGUAGUUCGAGUCCUGGGUUAGUAAAGUAUACCUCAGAAGUGGAACAGUCCUAGGAUAUCUCAGAGUUUUUUAAAUCAAUUUUUGAAAUCAGGAGAAAUGAUAGAAAUAACUAGCAAUUUUCUGAGUAGUUUUACUCUGAAUUCCGACAUCAUUUUUAUAUCAUAAUGAUUUAGUUUGGGUCUAGGGGUGAUCCAGUGUCUCUCUAAAGUGGACCCGCUGUCGAAUAGUUCUGUUUUCAUAUACCUUGUUGCAUUCUGAAGCCAGCGUGUUGCAUUACCGUAAUGCACAUAUGCAAACAAUAUUCCAAAUGAGGGGCGGCUAUCUUGACUUCAUUUUUACGAGUGGAGGCUGGCAAUACCUACAGUAAUUGCAUUUUCUCAUUACUGCCAAUCGUCUCAGUUCAAAUGAAUUGGACGUUUAUCGCCGACAAUGGUAGCGAAUGAGUUAAGUGGGGUACACUCAUACCAUUAAAAAGUAUCACAGGAUAAUCUAACAAUAAAAAUUAUAAUCCCAAGGGAAGGUUAAAGAUGAAAUUUGGCCUGAUUAACGGUAUGAAUGUAUCCCAGAACUACGUAUUUUUCCCCUCCUAACAGUGUUUAUCCAUUUGAUUUCCUUAUGAAUUUUGUUUUUUUGCUGAGUGUGAACUAUGCAACGUACCCGUCUUUCACAUUUGCAUCUAACCAAAAUGUGCCCGACAUUAAUAAAUAUAAGUGUACAUUUGCUGUGUGUUAUUACUCUGUAUGAAAUACCUUAUUCAUUUAAUAAAUAAGGAAACACAUGAGGAUGCCACAAUAGUGUUUUACUGUUCAAAGGUAAACAUCAACAGCAUUUGCUUCUGUCCUGUAGUUCAGUAUACAUUUGUUAUUUCAUUAUGCCAAAAUAAAUGUGCUGAUUAAUAGAAAUUUUAUACAUUUAUCAAAUCAUGGCAUUCUGUCUUAAGAAAAUUAUGAAAAAUACCAAGCCACUUGACUCAAUAAAAUGACUUUUUAAAACUCUAAAGGGUUUUUGUUUCAACAUUCCGUUAGAAAUACUAAAUGUUGAAAGAUUUGGGACCAACUACCUUGUGAAAUAAUUACCAUGAUUGGUAUCUUCACAUAGAUAAACAUUAAUAACAACAUGUCAUUUAAGAAAUGUAAUUGUCUGUCAGAAGUCUCUAAAGCUGUUAGCCCUUAUUAUUUAUU
This is a messenger RNA of Corythoichthys intestinalis (scribbled pipefish), 14164 nucleotides long. RefSeq names its product leukocyte receptor tyrosine kinase (gene ltk). Gene Ontology annotation, cellular component: signaling receptor complex; plasma membrane. Gene Ontology annotation, biological process: positive regulation of kinase activity; cell surface receptor protein tyrosine kinase signaling pathway; regulation of neuron differentiation. Lineage: Eukaryota; Metazoa; Chordata; Actinopteri; Syngnathiformes; Syngnathidae. Gene Ontology annotation, molecular function: protein binding; ATP binding; transmembrane receptor protein tyrosine kinase activity. The coding region runs from base 183 to 4685 and encodes 1500 amino acids. The transcript has 29 exons. The record is from RefSeq and is a predicted model, not a curated record.